GCAAAAUUCUGUAGAUGGCAAACAACAACACAAACAACCUCGCCCUGCGUUCCAUUCUGGAUAAAGAUAAAUUGAACGGAACAAACUUUGUUGACUGGCAACGCAAUCUCUCCAUUGUUCUCCGCAUGGAUGAGAAAGAGUAUGUGCUCGAAAAGCCCAUUCCUCCUGCCCCUCCCGCUAACGCCCCGAAAGUGGUUAAAGAUGCCUACGAGAACACGUUAAGGAUGAUAACCAGGUUAGCUGUGUCAUGCUGGCAACCAUGAUAACCGAGCUGCAAAAACAGCACGAGGACAUGAAGGCCCACGAGAUGAUCGUGGCCUUGCGGCAGCUAUACCAGGGGCAAUCCAGGCAUGAACGCUUUCUUGUGAGUAAGGAUCUCUUUAGUUGCAAGCUCUCUUCAGGGAACCCGGUCGGUCCACACGUUCUCAAAAUGAUUGGUUACAUAACCAAUCUGGAGAAACUCGGGUUCUCCUUGCAGAAGGAGCUGGCAACGGACCUGAUCCUGCAGUCGCUCCCUGAGCUGUAUAAGGGUUUUGUCAUGAACUACAUGAUGCAUGAUCUUGACAAACCGCUUCCGAAGCUUCUUAAAAUGCUCCAGACUGUAGAGGAGAACCUUACUAAGGGCAAGGGUGCUUCCGUCCUUAUGGUCCAAGGCGGAAAGGGGAAGCCGAAGAAAGGGAUUAAGAUUAAGGCUAGGACGGCCGGAAAGCCUAAAUCGAAGUCCACUUCAUCUGCAACCCAGAAACCCGUAGGAGGAGUUGCAAAGGGCAAUUGUCAUCAUUGUGAUACACAAGAACCCCGUAGGUCUAACCGGUUACGCACACAACCUGAAAGGUAUGGAUUCCUCCUAACCUUUGAGGGUGACGUAAUGCUUAUCGACCAGGAUGAGCCGGAGACCUACCUCGAGGCAAUCAGUUGUCCCGAGGCUGAGGAAUGGCGUCAAGCCAUGCAGUCCGAAAUGGAUUCCAUGUACACCAACCAAGUAUGGACUUUGGUUGAUGCACCCGAAGGGAUCAAACCCAUUGGAAAGAAUGUUUUCUAUGCUAAUGCCAACAUGACCAAUGGGUUAUAUGUCCUUGACUUGGACAUGCCUGUCUAUAACAUAUCAGCCAAGAGGAACAAACCGAACGGUUUGAACCAAACAUACCUAUGGCAUUGUAGGUUAGGCCAUAUAAACGAGAAACGCAUAUCCAAGCUACAUCGGUCGGGAAUGCUGGAGUCAUUUGAUCUUGAAUCAUAUGACACAUGCGAAUCUUGUUUAUUGGGUAAGAUGACCAAAUCUCCUUUCACCGGACACGGUGAAAGAGCUGGUGAUCUUCUGGCACUCAUUCAUAGUGAUGUGUGCGGGCCUUUCAAUACAACUGCACGAGAAUCAUUCUGGGGGUAUGCGCUGAGCACUGCAAUAUAUACUCUUAACCGAGUUCCAACCAAGGCGGUUGAAGGAACACCAUACCAGCUAUGGACUGGCAAAUGCCCGGUUCUGUCACACUUAAAGAUUUGGGGCUGUGAGGCUUAUGUCAAACGUCUUAUGACGAAUGGCAAGCUUGACGCCAAGUCUGAUAAGUGUUUCUUCGUGGGAUACCCAAAGGAAAUUCGAGGGUAUUCAUUCUAUCACCCUAUCGAUAAGAAGGUAUUCGUUGCUUGCAAUGGUGUCUUCCUCGAGAAGGAAUUUCUCUCCAACACAACUAGUGGGAGAAAGAUAGAGCUCGAAGAAAUUCGAGACGACGAAGAAACUACCGCGACGGUUCUGGAACAUGAGCUAGAGGAACAAACCGUUGUACCUCAAAAUGCUCAAGAUACACAAGAACCCCGUAGGUCUAACCGAUUACGCACACAACCUGAAAGGUAUGGAUUCCUCCUAACCUUUGAGGGUGACGUAAUGCUUAUCGACCAGGAUGAGCCGGAGACCUACCUCGAGGCAAUCAGUUGUCCUGAGGCUGAGGAAUGGCGUCAAGCCAUGCAGUCCGAAAUGGAUUCCAUGUACACCAACCAAGUCAGUGGGAGUGCUGUAGUCUUCCUUGCUCUGUAUGUUGAUGACAUACUGCUCAUAGGAAACGAUAUUCCUACUUUAACCACCGUCAAAACGUGGUUGAGUAAGAGUUUCUCUAUGAAGGACUUGGGAGAUGCCAGUUAUGCACUUGGCAUAAGGAUCUAUAGGGAUAGAUCACGGAAGCUGUUAGGUCUCAGUCAAAGAAACGAUAUUCCUACUUUAACCACCGUCAAAACGUGGUUGAGUAAGAGUUUCUCUAUGAAGGACUUGGGAGAUGCCAGUUAUGCACUUGGCAUAAGGAUCUAUAGGGAUAGAUCACGGAAGCUGUUAGGUCUCAGUCAAAGACAUUUCAAAAAGGAGUGCCCUACAAACCCUGGAGAACCAUUUCCAUCUGCUCAUGUUGCUAGCCAGUCUGCAUCUGCACGACCCGCACCGAAUCAACGCUCAACAGCAGGGUCCAAGCCGGCCAAGAAUCAGAACCAACAACAAGGACGAGCUCCUGCUCGUACAUAUGCAAUGAAAGCACGAACUGAGGAAAACCCUGACGUCAUUCAGGAGACAAGUAAGGAUUUCUCAAAGCAGAUGAAAAUCCUCCAAUCCGGAAGACUACAUGAUAGCCGGAUGUCUCGCUACAACCCGCUGAAGGCUAAGUCAUCUGAGUCGGAAGACUAGCACGGAUCUCUUUCUCACCCGGAAGACUGAGAAUGACUUUUCCGGAUUUGUUAGCUAAGAACCGGAUGCCUCAAGAAAGACCGGAAUUCUAAAAAAGCGGACAAGUGAGAAAAGACUUAGAAAAUUGUCUAAGUCUUGAAUGAAGAAAUUCUACCCGUUGGU
Molecule: messenger RNA, 2824 nt
Organism: Cuscuta campestris
Lineage: Eukaryota; Viridiplantae; Streptophyta; Magnoliopsida; Solanales; Convolvulaceae
Source: the annotation of a GenBank genome assembly